CUUACUUCCUGAAAUCUAUUGUACUGAAGUGGUACAUCUCAUUCCAAGAUGUAAACAUGACAAAAAUGGUCAAGGCCAAAUAGAUCAAAUAUUUUUCUCCUCUGAUCGAUUGAGUGGGUUACAAAAUUAUGAUAGAGAAGGUAAUAAUGUGUCUUUAGAAAUGCCGCUGUCGCCAAGAAAACGACAGUCCUCAAGGGAAGUUUCCCAGCCACGACCCAGCUCAGCAACAGCACUCAUUGCAAAGAACCAUUCAUUCAAACUUCUUAGAGGUUUGCAAGAAUUUCACAAACAGGAGACAUUCUGUGACUAUGUGUUGGUUGCCGAGGGUCAUGAGUUCAAAGUUCAUGGUGUUGUCAUGGCAUCGUGCAGUGACUACUUCAAGGUCAUGCUUACUGGUGAGAUGAGGGAGAGCAGGGAGGGCAAGGUUGACCUGAAAGGUGUCUCUGCUAAUGGACUGAAAGUGGUUGUGGAUUUUGCAUAUACAGGAAUAAUGGGGCUAACAGUUGACAAUGUGGAGAAGGUCCUCUCAGCAGCGACACAUUUACAAGUUACUGAUGCUGUUGAACUCUGUAGUAGAUACAUCGAGUCUUCCAUACCUAUUGAAAACUGUGUCGACAUUUUGAACUUAUCUGAGCUGUAUUCAUUGACAUCCACACAUAGAGUUGCACAGGAUUUCAAGCUGGAAAAUUUUGAACUCGUCGCAAAAUCUGGUCAGUAUCAUAAAUUGACACAUAAACAACUUUCGCUACUGUUAGCAGAAAACGGACUACAGGUCGCAUCAGAGUUUCAUUUGUUUGAGCUGGUGCUGAGGUGGAUGAAGCUGAAAAAAGAGCGGGAACAGUACGUGGCUGAGCUAAUGAAAAAUGUCCGUCUGCCACUGCUGUCUGGAGAGGAAUUGGUCGAAAAAGUGAGUACAGUUCCGUUGAUGAGAGACAAUAAAGAAUGUCAUGAUUUGUUAACAGAAGCAAAAGAUUACCAUAUUGUUGUCAGCAAACAGCCAUUGUUGCAGACAAGAAGGACACAUGUUCGAGCAGAUGUGAAAUGUCUAGUCAUGUGUCAUAAAGAGAAUCUAGAAUAUUAUAACUUUGCUAAUAAACAACAUGGCUUCCUUCGCGAUGCUACGAUACAGCUAAGUCAUCCAGCAGUUGUGGUUGUGGACAACUUCAUGUAUGCUUGUGGUGGGAAAUAUAAUUUCAAUGAAAAUAAUGAAAUUGCAACAGCAUGGUGUUUCAGAUAUGAUCCACGAUUCGACACUUGGUAUGAGCUGACAUCUAUGAACGAAGCAAGAAAAGACUUUGUUCUGCUGGCUCAAGGCGGAAAGUUGUAUGCUGUGGCGGGACAAGAUGAAAAUUUAGUCAUGUGUACCAUUGAAGUGUUCGAUAUUGCUACUAAUGAGUGGGAAGUGAAAUCGUCCAUGAAUCAAUCUGUGUAUGGUCAUGCAGGGGCAGUUUGCAAUGGAAAACUUUACAUCUCGGGUGGUCAGAAAUUUGAUGGCUGUUGUAACGAUCUUGAGCGAUACGAUCCUGUCACGGAUAUAUGGGAGAGACGUACACCAAUGACACAUGCUAGACUGAACCACAACAUGGUCACCAUAAACAACAGGAUCUACACAAUGUGCGGCAAUAUUGAAGACAGUUACGGCUUUCCAGUCCCAGUUAUUGCCAUCGAGUACUACACACCGUACAAGGAUCAGUGGACGCUGUGUAAGAAAACUUUGAACAUACGUGAAGCAGGUGCUUGUGUUCUAGAGGACAAGAUCUACAUUGUUGGUGGUAUAAAUGGAGAGCACUAUUUCUCUGACCUAGUUCAGUCAUAUACCCCAGCCAAAGAUGAGCUUGGUAUAAUUGAAAAGUUUGCAACGAGGCUGCAUGGCCGUGCAUGUUGUGUGUUAACGUUGCCGCAAUAUCUGUGACUUUGGAAUAGUGAGAAAUCCAGUGUUUUGCACAUGGCUACAGACACACUUAGAUAAAUUGCAGGAUUUCUUUAUAAAUAGAAAGUCAAAGUAAGACAAAUAAGACCUGUUGUCUAAUGUUACAAAUGAUUCUCAUAUUCUGUAACAGCUUUUUUUGUCGAUUUCUGUUUAACCCUUACAUGCUAAAUUUCUAUAAUGAACUUGUCCGUCUUCCAAUUUAGACAGUACCAUUAACUGUUAAAGGGGUACAUGCCAAAAAGAUACUGACUGAAUAGCGAACAGUGCAGAUCAUGAUCAGACUGCACGGAUAUGCAGGCUGAUCAUGAUCUACACUGGUCGCAAAGGCAGAACCAAUCGUGUCCAGCAUGGUAAGGGUUAAAAAAUUGACAUAUCACAGAUAAUAUUCAUCAGUCUGGAGAACUAAAAAAUUUAAUAUCGAAAAAUACCGGUAAGCAAAAUUUUCACAAAUACUUAGAGCAUUAAAAUGACUUUAAUAACUAGCAUAUGUGAUAUGUGUUGCACAUUUUAUUACCUCAUCACCUUGUUAGAUUGGUCAGACAGUGUCUGUUACUGUUUUGUUUGUUUGUGUCCUAUGCUUCAAGUGGAUCUUGUAGACUUAAUUAAAAUAUCUUCAACAAAUCCUACUGCCAUCAGGAUAUCUUUAGAGUUUAGGAUGAGGUAUGUUUUAAGUUCGCUUUUUGCAAAGUUAGGCAGAAAUUCACUCAAAACUUCUGUUACAGAAUUGAUGAAUCAAAUGAUAUACAACUAAAUUUCGAUAUCUUGAAUUCCAAGGCAUCGAGCGUUUUACUUCGUGAUAACUGAAAUUCGACUUAAAAUGAUAUUUUGUGCACGUGUUUCCGGGACUGGACUUGAAAAUAUCUUCGAGAUAGCCAGAAUUUUGAGAAUAACGAGUUCGAGAUAUCGAGUUUCAACUGUAUUUUGAACUGGAGAAAGCAAAAGAAGUGCUAUUAAAAUUUAAGCUUAUUUUUUUAUAAAAAGAAGUUAUAUGGAAAAAGGACUAUUUGUCUAAGAAAACAAUGGGGAAAACAUCCCAUUUACAGUAGUAGUAUCAACUUCUUCAGCAUGUCAAUUAUUUAGUUGUUUCCCAUCUAUUGUGUUUAGUUAUAGUUGCAAACAAGUCAUGCCAUUUCAGUUUGGCAUUUUACAAGAAGCUGGAUCUCUUACAUUUGAAUGAUUUCCUAGGAUUAUAAUUUUUGUUAUGGAAAGUGUUAGAGGAAUAAAUGGGUUUUAAUAAUGAAUAAAGUAUUGGAUAAAAACAAUGAUACAUUUCAAAACGUUAAAAAAUCCACGGUCUAUGAAAACCUAUCCCUUUCAAAAGUUUUGUUCUCCAAUUAGGAAAAAAGCUUGUUUAACC
Messenger RNA from Mercenaria mercenaria, 3287 nucleotides. RefSeq names its product kelch-like protein 9. Gene Ontology annotation, molecular function: protein binding. The record is from RefSeq and is a predicted model, not a curated record. The transcript has 4 exons. Lineage: Eukaryota; Metazoa; Mollusca; Bivalvia; Venerida; Veneridae. The coding region runs from base 161 to 1912 and encodes 583 amino acids.